AAAACUAACAAACACUUUAAAAAAAGUCUGUUAGAAAACUAAUAAAUAUUGUGUUUCAAAUUGAGUUUACAAGUGAUUAAUUUAUUUGUGGUUUUAUGAAUUAAAUAGAGAGUGAUGUUUGAUACGUUCAAGGCGCAAUUUAGAUUAAAAUGGCGUCAAUAUUUAGCAGCAUCGUUAGCAAGCUACGGCAGCCUAUGCACGGGGAUGUCCAUGGGCUGGACGUCCCCCGUGAUGCCUCUCCUGAGCGGUCCCGACAGUCCCCUGGUAGAAGCGCCUACUCACCAGGAAGAGUCCUGGAUCGGAUCGCUCCUAGUGCUAGGCGGCCUCUUCGGUCCCCUCAUCACGGUCCCCCUGUCCAAGCACGUCGGCCGCCGGUGGAUCAUCAUCUCCACUAAUCUACCGCUCCUCCUGGGUUGGCUGUUAGCUGGUGUGGCCACCACGUUACCAACGUUGUACGUCGCGCGGCUGAUGUGGGGAUGCGCUACAGGGAUGAUGUUCGCCACUAUACCGCUCUAUAUUGGGGAGAUUUCUGAGGACGCAAACCGUGGUGCUCUGAGCGCGCUUUUCCUCCUCUUCAUCAACGUCGGCUUCCUCUUAGCGUACGCCAUUGGUCCCUUCACAUCCUACUGGGGCCUCACCGCUGCUGGAGGGAUCCUGUCAUUAUUCUACGUGCCUUUCACCUGGUUCAUUCCGGAGACGCCCUUCUAUCUGGUCUGGAAAGGCCACACAGAAGAAGCCUCAAAGGUGCUCCAAAGCUUACGAGGAACAUCAAAAGAUGCAGUACAAGCCGAGUUGGAUGGACUGAAGGCCAUGGUGGCUCGGGAGUUCAAGGAAGAACCAAGGAUCAAGGACUUAUGGGCUACCAGGGGCAACGUUAAGGCGUUAGGUAUCUGCGUGUUCUUAGCCAUGCUGCUGCAGCUGUCCGGGAUCGACGUGUUGCUGUUCUACAUGGAGGAGCUGCUGAAGAAAGUCGGGACCAAGAUGUCGGCCGCCAACGGGACCAUUCUCAAGGGCUGUGUCCAGGUCAUAACAAGCUGCGUCACUCCGCUGGUGGUGGACAGGCUCGGAAGGAAGUUCCUGAUGUGGACCACUUCGCUCGGACUUACCAUUUUCUUAUUCCUGAUCGGAGUGUACGCAGUACUGGACUUGCAUUUCAAGGUGGAUGUCAGCUCGUUCGCCGCCGCUCCGCUCGUUUGUCUCGUGUUCUACAUGAUUCUAUUCACACUGGGUGUGGGUCCAGUGCCAUGGAUCCUGGUAGCGGAGAUGUUCCCGGUGCGGACCAAGUGUCUCGCUAGCGGCAUCGCUUCCUUCAUGUGCUGGCUCGCCGGAUUUGUUUGGACCAGGUUCUUCCGCGAAGUAGAAGCGUCAUACGGCAUCUACACGGCGUUCUGGAUACUGGCCGUGUGCUGCGGAUUCGGGUUCAUAUUCUCUGCGGCCUUUCUGCCUGAGACCAAGGGCAAGACCUUCGAUGAGAUACAGGCGAUGCUUAACAAAUCUAACAAGGAAGAGGAGCCCAAACCAGUUAAUGUCUAGAAAUAAAUAUAAUUAUAAGGUUUUUUUUUUUAAUUAGGUAAUUAUAAGUUUUAUUUAUCUCACAAAGGAUACAUUUUACAAAAUGUACAAAACUUAAGAAACUAAAACCUCUGAGCCAUGCCGGGUCCAUUAUAAGGAUUAUUUUCAUAGGGUAUAUUGAUAUCGAAUUCUGGCCGCCAUUUUGGUGAUACAUGUACAACUCACAACUAGUUUAAGUCCUUGGCGUUCAAACUGUUGAUUAGGAAUUCCAAUAUGUAAAGUUAGUCACUAAGUUAGGAAAAAUCAUACAAACGCACUAGUGUUUCAUAGCCGGGCUCAUUUAGACGAUGCGAGAACUCGCAUGCGAGUUUCAUUACAUUGCGGGUUUUGACCGGUCGGUUGAAUUGGACGUAACCAACAGUCCGCAAUGUAACUAAAAUCGCAUGCGAGUUCGCGCGCCGUCUAAAUCAGCCCUAAACCCAAUGGUUAACAAUAUUUUUACGAAUAGCAACUAUUGGACGAGUAUCGACGUGGAAGAUUA
Molecule: messenger RNA, 2053 nt
Organism: Cydia fagiglandana
Lineage: Eukaryota; Metazoa; Arthropoda; Insecta; Lepidoptera; Tortricidae
Product: facilitated trehalose transporter Tret1-like
Exons: 12
Coding region: 115-1533 (472 amino acids)
Biological process (GO): transmembrane transport
Cellular component (GO): membrane
Molecular function (GO): transmembrane transporter activity
Source: RefSeq, a predicted model, not a curated record